GUUGCAGUAGAAUUACACGGGAAAUAGGAGAUGGAGCGGAGGAGCCAAGGAGGGUGAACGCAGAGGCGGAGGAGCACCUAUGGAGAGGCUAACUUUUGUUUGCCAGGUGUUUAACUUGGGCUUGGGCUUGGUAUGAACUCUAUUUUUUUUUUAGUAACUCUGGCCCGUACGUAUAUUAUUUCUGAGUUUGAUUAGGUUUUGAACGGGUUUUCUAGUUGGAUUCAAAUAAAUAUUAACUACUCAACUUUUUGUUUUUGAAUUAUUUUAGAUUUCUAUUUAGUUUAGGUUUAAGAUAUUUGUCUAGUCUAUAUAUAGACGGAUCUUGUAAUCUGUAGGUUAUUUUGUUACAACUUUGAGGAAUUGAAUUCAGGAGAGUUUUUGUAAAGGGUUACAAAAUAUUUAAUUUAGAAUACAUCAAUGGAAGAAGAUUUAGAUGACAUUGAAGCCCUUAAGUAUGAUGAUCUGGAUCAUGUAUCCAAGCUGCAAAAAACCCAGCGUUAUAUUGAUAUCAUGCAGAAAGUUGAAAGUGCACUCGAGAAGGGAUCUGACGUCUCCAAACAUGGUGGUGUCGAUGAUCCAGAAUACAAACUGGUCGUAGACUGCACCACGUUGUUGUUGGAUAUCGAGAAUGAAAUUAUUAUCCUUGGUAAUUUUAUCCGUGACAAGUAUCGACUAAAAUUUCCAGAGCUUGAAUCACUUGUUCAUGAUCCAAUUGAUUAUGCCCGUGUGGUGAAGAAAAUUGGCAAUGAAGUUGAUCUAACACUUGUUGAUCUACAAGGACUAGUGCCCUCGGCUAUUAUUAUGGUUGUUUCACUCACGGCGUCAACCACAAGUGGCAAGCCACUUGUCGCUGAAGAUCUCCACAAGACGGUUGAGGCAUGUGACAUGGCAAUUACAUUAGAUUCGGCGAAGAAGAAGGUUCUUGAUUUUGUACAAAGUAGAAUGGCGUAUAUUGCUCCAAACCUCUCUGCUAUAGUUGGUAGUGCUGUUGCUGCAAAAUUGAUGGCAGCCGCGGGUGGUUUAUCAGCACUGACUGAGAGGCCAGCAUGCAAUAUAAAGUUUCUGGGUGCCAAGAGAAAGAAUUUAGCAGGAUUUUCAACCAUGACUUGUCAGUUUCCUGUAGGGUCGUACAUUGAGCAAACAGAAAUUUUCCAGAGCACUCCUCCUGCUUUAAGAACGUGUGUUUCUCGUCUGUUAGCUUCGAAAUCCACACUUGCUGCACGUGUGGAUUCUGCUGGAGGAGAUGCAACUGGGGGACUGGGAAGUGCUUUGCGCGAGGAGAUACUUAAGAAGAUUGAUAAGUGGCAACAACCGUCUCCCGCAAAGCAAGUGAAACCUCUUCCUGUUCCUUGUACUGAGCCGAAAAAGAAGAGAGGUGGUCGUAGAUUACGGAAAAUGAAAGAAAGAUAUGCUGUAACUGACAUGCGUAAGCUAGCCAACAGGGUGCAAUUUGGAGUUCCAGAAGUGAGCUCUUUGGGAGAUGGUCUUGGGGAAGGAUAUGGAAUGCUGGGCCAGGCUGGGAGUGGAAAGUUGCGUGUAUCAGCAGGUCAGAACAAGCUCACUGCUAAAAUUGCAAAAAAAAUUAAGGAGAGGAGCUUUGGUAGUGGUGCUACCUCCGGACUGACUUCAAGUCUAGCCUUUACCUCUGUUCAGGGGAUUGAGCUCUCCAAUCCAGAGGCACUAGCUAAUCAGCUCGGCAGUGGAACACAAAGCACCUACUUCUGUGAUACAGGAACUUUUUCGAAGAUAAAGAGACAUUGCAAGCCCAUGCAGUGCAACAGGGAAAAAAUAUAUGAAUAGUAAAUAAUGGACAACGAUGGCAAUGAUGAUGGAGAUCAUUCUAGCAAUUAUGGAACAGGAGGAUAACAUCGGUUGUCUAAAGCUCCAUGCUUGAUGCGGUAAAUUAUUAAGAUGUUAUUAAAUUACUAUACUAGAUUUUUCCAAGUAAAAAUAUAUACAAUGUCAAAAUUUUCUAUAGAAAUGCUAAUCUUGUGGGCCUGUUAAUUUAUGAUCAUCUUUUCACUACGUUCUUAGAGGUAAAUGCAGCGGAGGCGGAGCGGCUGUUUACUUAACAAUAUUUGUGUUGAUCAGUGAAUAUCAUAUACAAGAGUCUAAGGUAGCCCAAUAUUUCUUGAUACAUGUUACUACUUUUGCAUAUUUAUACUAUAUUAUAAAAAUCGAAACAUUGAAAGUUUACUGGGUUUGGUUUUCAGUUCCUCGUAAACUUUAAAUUUUUAUCAAAAAAUUUCGAAUUUUAACUUCUUUAAAUUGAAUUUCUAGCUAUGCCCUUAAGUGUGUUCCGCCAAUAUUGUCUUCUUUGAACUGUAUAUGAGCCAGUUAAGGUAGCAAGCUUAGUCAAUUGUAAUUUAAUUUAUUAUUGAUUAGAACUGGUCUUUUGUUAAUUGUUACUUAAAGGCACCAGCAUCCAUCCUGAGGAACUAAGUUUUAACUGCAUUAUUCACGAUAUUGAAGAUAGUAUUGCUUUGAUGGUCAUGAAAUGAUUGAGGAAUCGUCUUCAGGUUAUCAAUUGGGCUUUAAUAAAAGUGUUAUAUAUCUCAUUCUGUAACUUGAGUAUUUUGGUAUUAAACUUGAUCACCUCUAAAACACUGGACAGGAUGCUAGCCAAAACGGUAUCACUUAAAGGAUGACUAGUCUACAGAGAUAUCAUUAAGAAAGUUUAUUUCUAAUUAUUUUUUUUCGGAGCAAAUUGUGUCAGUAGCUUCUGUAGGGUGAGAGUACACGAGUCAUGAUAAAACCCUUUGAGCCAGAAUUGUACUUGUAUAUUACUGUAAUGCUGGCUAUGUUUGGUAAGCUAGAGAUCAACUAAAGUAUUGGUACUUGAAACCCUUUGAGCAAAAAGCGCACAACAAUUUACCACCUUUUGUUUGCUCACAUCCGCCUUGCAUUUUGGUUUUUGUUUUUAUUACUCUUUCAAAUAUUUUGUUUUCUGCUUUUUUACUAGAAAUGCGGUGUAUAUUAUAUUGAUUCUCUGUGCAAUAUAACCAGAUUGAAAGAUCAGGUCGUAAACUUACCUUUGGCUGGAAUAGAGGCUAUCCUAUCAAGGAGGGGAUGAUAUUCAGUUUGAAUCAGAAGGUGCUGUGUGUGCUAAAAUGGGCCUAAUUUAAGAACCCAGGCCUAAAGGAAAUAAAACAAGUAUUGGAAAGACACCUUCAGUAUCUUAUUCGUUUCCAAAAGCUGCAUAAAAUAUCGACAGGCUCCGAGUGGCAUCCAGGAGGGUUCUUGAUGCCCUGUUACUCAGAACUUGGCCAUAACCCUGAUGAAUGCCGCUCCACAACUGAAAUUGAAAUUGGAUGCACGCCGUUGGUAUCCAGUACUUGUUUUCUUUCCUUUAGGCUUGGGUACUUAUAUGCAUCCCACUUCAGCACACCCAAAGUUAUGUUUAAGACCUGCUCUUCCAAACUGGUUUGUCCAAAGUAUGAGUUAAUAUACAAACAUUUCAACCAAAGAAGCAGAGAAUGAAAUAUUAUAGACCCAGUCGUCUAAGUACUUGUUGCUCAAA
Messenger RNA from Daucus carota subsp. sativus, 3520 nucleotides. Its product is annotated as U4/U6 small nuclear ribonucleoprotein Prp31 homolog. The transcript is spliced from 2 exons. Gene Ontology annotation, cellular component: precatalytic spliceosome; U4/U6 x U5 tri-snRNP complex; U4 snRNP. Bases 418 to 1800 code for a protein of 460 amino acids. The record is from RefSeq and is a predicted model, not a curated record. Gene Ontology annotation, biological process: mRNA splicing, via spliceosome; spliceosomal tri-snRNP complex assembly. Lineage: Eukaryota; Viridiplantae; Streptophyta; Magnoliopsida; Apiales; Apiaceae.